CGAUUUUACUUUGAAGCAAAAUUGCGGGAAGUUGCUCACAAUGACGCCUCGACAGUGGAUAUUCUUGGCUUUACUGUGCUUGAGCUGUCAGCAGAUCCUGGCCAAGAGUUACACCAGCGAAUACCUGGAUCUUCUCGACUUGAACGACAAUGACGAGUUCCAGUGGGGCGCAGCGGAGAAUCAGUUGAACAGCAAUCAAAGUGAAUUGAAUUUUCUAUCACGACAUCGCCUCCAGAAGCGACAGGCACCUGGUGAUGACAGUGUGGGGAGCUCUGGCUCCCAGUUGCUGGAGAACAAGGACUACGGUCCUUGCAGCACACCGCUGGGCGAAACGGGACGCUGCCGCCACAUCAUCUAUUGUCGCAUGCCGGAGCUCAAGAACGAUGUGUGGCGUCUGGUCUCCCAGUUGUGCAUCAUUGAAAAAAGUUCCAUUGGCAUUUGUUGCACUGAGCAGGCGAGCAGUUCCGGCUUAAGUCCUCAGAUUAUUACCAACCCCGACAAGGAGGAGCCCCGAAUUGUAAAUCGACCGGAGCAGCGGGGCUGUGGCAUCACCACAAGGCAGUUUCCCAGGCUGACGGGUGGACGUCCAGCCGAGCCAGACGAGUGGCCCUGGAUGGCGGCCCUGCUCAUCGAGGGCCAGCCCUUUGUGUGGUGCGGCGGAGUACUCAUAACCGAUCGCCACGUCCUGACCGCCGCCCAUUGCGUAUACAGGAAGAAGAAAGAGCAAUUAUUCGUGAGACUGGGCGAGUACAACACUCACCAGUUGAAUGAGACGCGCGCCAGGGAUUUCCGCAUUGCCAAUAUGGUCAUCCACAUCGAUUACAAUCCGCUGACCUACGCGAAUGACAUUGCGCUCAUCAGGAUCGACAGGGCCACGCUGUUCAACACGUACAUCUGGCCGAUAUGCAUGCCGCCAGUCAGCGAGAACUGGGCCGGACGCAGUGCCAUUGUCACGGGCUGGGGUACACAGAAGCUGGGUGGGCCCCACUCCAACAUCCUCAUGGAGGUCAGUCUGCCCGUAUGGAAGCAGUCGGAUUGCCGGGCUGCCAUGACUGAAGGCAUUUCGGAUACAGUACUUUGUGCCGGUCAGCCGGAGGGUGGUCAGGACUCGUGUCAGGGCGACAGCGGCGGACCGCUGCUGGUGCAGCUGCCCAACCAGCGCUGGGUCACCAUCGGCAUUGUGUCGUGGGGCAACGGCUGUGGCGAGCCUCGUCGUCCUGGUGUCUACACGCGCGUCGAUCGCUACCUCGACUGGAUCCUCUCGAAUGCGGAUGUAUAGAUGCGAUGCGAUGCAAUUCAUGUACAUGGCUUAGAUUUAGCAAAUGCUUUUGUAUUUUCUACAUACACUAAUUAACCUGAUAUCAAUGUCAAUACAUCGAUGCAACCCCCAACCCCCAA
Drosophila subobscura is the source of this 1398-nucleotide messenger RNA. RefSeq names its product venom protease. Gene Ontology annotation, molecular function: serine-type endopeptidase activity. The transcript has 5 exons. Lineage: Eukaryota; Metazoa; Arthropoda; Insecta; Diptera; Drosophilidae. The record is from RefSeq and is a predicted model, not a curated record. The coding region runs from base 41 to 1279 and encodes 412 amino acids. Gene Ontology annotation, biological process: proteolysis.